AGGUUGAUGUGGAGCCUGAGGUUGGUGUGGAGCUUGAGGGUGAUGCUGGAGCACGACGGGAUGAGGUGCCAGUCCAGACAGAGGCACCGUUUCCAGGGGGCCUGAUGAUCUGUCACUGUUGGUCCGUUACCCACAUCACGUUGCGCCGUGUCUGUGGCAUCAUAUUAUAGGCACCGACCCGCGUUACCCCGAUAGAGGUGUGUUGAAGUUUGCCAGCGCUGGGAUGAAGCUGGCAAAGCUGACAUGUGAGGGCGAGGGAGACGAUAUGAGCGCUGUUCGUCAGCGUGUGGAGGGGACCGGACUCUAUCCGCUCUUCAGUUGCACCUAUCUGGAGAUAGACACACCCCUUCUAUCUGCCCUCGUCGAGAGAUGGCAUGAGGAUACCAGCAGCUUCCACAUGCCAUUCGGGGAGAUGACCAUCACCCUGGAUGACGUGUCAUCUAUACUUCAUUUGCCGAUGGGUGAUAGGUUUUAUACUCCCGGACAGGCCAGCAGAGAACAGGCAGCGGAGACCUGUGUUCUGCUCUUAGGAGGGGUAGCCACGGACUACAUCAUGGAGUUUAAGGCGGUGAAGACCAUUGGCUUGCGAUUCGGGUUCUUGCAGACUCUUUACACUAGGGCUCUUGCUGAGCAUCGGCAUGACCAUGCAGCACGGAUGUGGCUACUUCACCUCCUCGGCUCGACCUUGUUUGCGAACAAGAGUGGAGGACACUACACUUCUGUCCAUUGGAUCGGCAUGCUGCAGCACCUUGAUCGGGUGUCAGAGUAUGCGUGGGGCGCCAUUGCACUAGCUACACUGUAUGAUGCACUUGGUCAUGCCUCACGGAGGAAGACCAAGCAGAUGAGCGGUUGUUCUUCCCUCCUGGUAGCUUGGGUGUUUGAGCACUUCCCACCCACCAUUAUUCAGCGGAUUGAGGUCCCCGAGUACACGGAGGACCAGCCCAGAGCGUGCAGGUGGAUGGAGUCCCGGGCUGGGCAUGCUGGACUGAUGGAGAGGCGAGUAAUCUUCGAUGAGAUGACGGCAGAGGACAUCAUAUGGACACCGUAUGAGGAGCACAGGAGUCACAGAGAGCUGGACGUCCGAGCUUUAUACUCAGGCUACAUCCGGACUCCCAUCCGGACGGCCGUGCGACCUCAUCUUCCUGAGCGUGUGAUGCGGCAGUUUGGCAUACCAGGAUUAUGA
Lotus japonicus is the source of this 1183-nucleotide messenger RNA. Its product is annotated as protein MAIN-LIKE 1-like. The record is from RefSeq and is a predicted model, not a curated record. Lineage: Eukaryota; Viridiplantae; Streptophyta; Magnoliopsida; Fabales; Fabaceae. The transcript is spliced from 3 exons. The coding region runs from base 224 to 1183 and encodes 319 amino acids. Gene Ontology annotation, biological process: meristem development; meristem maintenance.